This is a messenger RNA of Eublepharis macularius, 900 nucleotides long. Its product is annotated as integrase/recombinase xerD homolog. The record is from RefSeq and is a predicted model, not a curated record. Gene Ontology annotation, molecular function: DNA binding. Lineage: Eukaryota; Metazoa; Chordata; Lepidosauria; Squamata; Eublepharidae. Gene Ontology annotation, biological process: DNA recombination; DNA integration. The transcript has a single exon. Bases 1 to 900 code for a protein of 299 amino acids.
AUGCAGGGAGUACUUGGUUCGGUGGCGCCCUCCACGCUCAAGGCCUACUCAGCAGCUAUGGAGCGCUUUGCAAGCUUCACCUGGGGGGUGGAAAAGGCAGGCCUCCUGCCCCCUUCCGAGGAUCAGGUGCUCCAGUACCUGGCCCACCUGCGGGUUCUGGGGCGGGCCCCCCGCACCAUGCGGAGAGACUUAGCCGCAGUCUCUUUCUUCUGCAAGGCGCUGGGUUUUCACUACCCAUGCCGUGGCUUCAUUCCCCGCCGGGCCGUGGAUGGGUGGGCCAGGCUGUCCCCCCCCUCUCCUGACGGGAGACGCCCCAUCUCACUCCCCAUUUUGCGCCGCAUCCUGGAUGCCCUCCCCGGCCGCUGCUGGUCCUCCUUCGAGGCCCAGCUGUUCCACACAGCCUUCACCAUCGCAUUCUUCGGGGCCCUGAGGGUGGGCGAGCUGGUGGCUGGAUCCCGGGAUGAUCCUAGCGACAGGGCCAUUCGCCUCUCGGAUGUCUCCUGGUCCCCCCGUUGCGUGUCCUUUAACAUCAGGCGUUCGAAGACGGAUCAGCGGGGGAGAGGGGUCACCUUAGUCCUACGGGCCGCCCGGCCGGGGGCGGUUUGCCCUGUGCGAGCUGUGGGGGAUUACAUUGACAUUCGUCCGUCUCUGCAGGGCCCCUUUCUCAUUCACAGGGAUCUCUCUCCGCUCACCCGCUACCAGUUCACCGCCCUGCUGCGGUCCUGCCUUGAGGCCGCCGGUCUUCCCCCCCUGCAGUUCAGCACGCAUUCCUUCCGCAUCGGGGCCGCCACCGUGGCCGCCAGCAUUGGGAUGCAGGACAGGGACAUCAUGGCCCUCGGGCGCUGGCGUUCCAGGGCCUUCCGGGCCUACAUCCGCCCAGGCGGGGCGGUCGGUCAUUAA